CUCUUUUUUCUUUUUUUUAUAUAUUGACUUCUUUGCAUGUCGACAGCAUCCACUGAUCAUGUCGAAAAAUCAGUUGUAUUAUGGCAUAUGCAAAGCUGUAUGGCCACGAUUUAUUCCCAAUCCAAAGAUAGUGAUAACAACAAUAUCAACAAACGUCAACCACUUGCAACCAUAGGGUUUACUAACAAAGCAAGAUUUGGUCAUCAAGGUUUAGAUUCUAUUUCAAUAGUAGCACCUACCAAAUACUUUCAAUGUUUGACAACCAUCCAACUACAAAAUAAUUAUUUGACAAGUUUACCUCGAGAACUUUGGCGACUAACAGCGUUACGAAAACUCAAUGUUGGUCAUAAUCAAUUGGCAGAGAUUCCAGCAGAUAUUGGACAUUUAACACAACUAGAGGAACUGUAUCUUCAUAACAAUCAACUCACCACUUUACCUUGUCAACUUGGACGACUUUUAUCUCUGGAAGUGUUGGAUGUAACUCAUAACCCCAAGAUGUCAUGGUUGCCAUGGGAAUUGACUCUGAUUACUACUUUGAAACAUGUUUGGCUAGGUGGUAAUUCUCUUCUCGCUACACCAACAACCAUGUCACCCACAACAAUAGAUACUACAACAGCAGUGAUACCCUCUCUUCGUGACAUUUGCAUUCAAUUGGCAGGACCAAGGAUAAUGAUGGCAAUGGAGAAGAAACAGGAUCCUCCACUUUCUCCUUUUAUUUUACAAUCGAUUUUGGCAGCGGUGGAUCCUUCGGAUGACUUGAAUAUAUCAUUGGCUUGCAAAUGCUCUGUAUGUCAUGAUGUUUUGUAUUUUCCUGGUAUUUCAUUACUUCAACCUCAUGGUGUCCUUUGUAACCAAAGUGGUAUUCCUUUAUUAUAUAAGUUAUGUGGUCAAUCAUGUAGAAAUCGAUGGAUGAAUGAAAAUUCUCAUUUACAUUUAAAAUAGUUUAAUAUCUAGUAUAUAUAUUCCUUGUACAAAUAAAUAAAGUUGAAAAAAAAA
This is a messenger RNA of Halteromyces radiatus, 996 nucleotides long. RefSeq lists its product as uncharacterized. Gene Ontology annotation, molecular function: protein binding. NCBI's taxonomy places the organism in Eukaryota, Fungi, Mucoromycota, Mucoromycetes, Mucorales, Cunninghamellaceae. Bases 37 to 942 code for a protein of 301 amino acids. The record is from RefSeq and is a predicted model, not a curated record. The transcript is spliced from 2 exons.